ACAAACAUGGCUCUUGUGAUGAAGUUUGUGGAGUUGGUUUCAACUUUUCUCCAAAAUUCCUCUGGAACUUUUCUUUUCUUAACGUUACUUGUUGCAGUCCUUAUACCGUUAGUUGUCUUCAGAAUCCGUGCAAAGCUGAAUAAAAGAGGACCAAACCCUUUCACCUUUGACUGUCGAAGGCCACCUCAACCCCUGGUCUUAGACCAGGCGGAACGGGACAAAGUGAUCAAGCAAGGAUUUGUUGCGCGGAAAGUGCCUGACAACCUCGAUGCUAUCGUGAUAGGUAGCGGAAUUGGAGGGCUUACCUCUGCAGCCCUUUUGGCGAAGGCAGGAAAGAAGGUUCUGGUGUUAGAGCAGCAUGAUCAAGCAGGAGGAUGCUGCCAUUCGUUUAUAGACAAAGGUUAUGAGUUUGAUCCAGGUAUUCAUUACAUUGGAGAAAUGAACUGCACAGGGACAAUGCGUCUUCUCUCAGAUCAACUAACUGAAGGUCAGCUGGAUUGGGUUCCCCUUGAAAAACAAUAUGACACUGUAGUGAUUGGCAAUGGAGAUAAUGCAAGAAAGUACCCAAUCUGUGGUGGACGGCAGAAUGAAUACCGCAAUGCGUUGUAUGAGAGUUUUCCAAAAGAAAGGAAAGCUAUUGAUCAAUACAUGAAACUGCUUAAGGAUGUUCGUAAAUCAAUGCCAGGUUAUGUAGCUUUCAAACUCAUGCCUGUGUGGUUGGCCAAAUUCAUGUUUACAACUGGAAUUUCAAACUGGAUGACAAAGUUUUUCAAGUAUUCUAAAAGAUCAGUUGCAGAAGUGUUGGAAGAACUGACAGAUGAUAAGGAUCUUCAAACUGUCCUGGCGUACAAUUUUGGUGACUAUGGGACUCUUCCAGGAGAAGGCAGUUUUGCAAUGCAUGCCAUACUUGCAAAUCAUUACCUAUUUGGAGCAUUUUAUCCUCGUGGUGGGGCAAGCGAGAUUGCUUUCCACAUCAUUCCGGUUAUAGAGAAAGCGGGUGGAAAAGUUCUAGUCAGAGCAAGGGUCUCCAAAAUUCUUGUUGAGGAAGCUUCUGGGAAAGUCCAAGGUGUACGUGUUCAAAAGGGCGGUAGUGAGAUGGAUAUUUUUGCUCCAGUUGUGAUUUCGGCUGCAGGGAUCUACAACACAUUUGAGACCCUUCUUCGAUGUGAGGAACCCAUACCCGACAAGAACCUGCUAAAAUCCGAGGGUGUUCGUCAUGGUUACGCGGCCAUGUCGGUCUACGUCGGCCUCAAGGGGACGAAAGAGGACUUCAGACUAAAAGCUUCCAAUGUAUGGGCUUUCACCGACAACGAACUCGAUAAAAGCACUAGGAAGUACUUACAGUCGGACGCUGCUACCGCCGGAACUGAAGAUAUUCCCCUUUUGUUUAUCUCCUUUCCCUCGACUAAAGACCCCGAGUGGGACAGGAGACACCCCGGUAAAACGACAUGUACCGUCAUCACUCUUGCCCCGUACGAGUGGUUUGAGCGUUGGGAGAACGAACGGGUUAUGAAGCGGGGCGAGGAAUACGAGGAAUUCAAAAACCGUAUCGGCAAGCGCAUCUGGGAACAAACUUGCAAGCUCUUCCCGCAAGUUUGCGACCGGGUUGAUUUCUUUGAUGUCGGGAGUCCGUUGAGUAACAGAUACUACAUCGCUGCUCCUCGUGGGGAGAUAUACGGGAUUGAUCAUCACAUUGACCGGUUCAGUCCCAACGCCGCGAUGAAACUCCGCCCGGAUACGUCCAUUCCUGGGUUAUACCUGACCGGACAGGAUAUCUUAAGCUGUGGGUUCGCUGGAGCGAUGUUCAGCGGGGUGAUUACUGCUUCAGCUGUCCUUAAGAGAAAUUUAUUCGCGGAUAUGAGUCGUCUUCAAACGGAGGUGAAGAUAAAAGCAGCGAAGGAAAACGGAGUGGCCAGUGAUGGUUUAGUCAAAGAGUGA
Messenger RNA from Pocillopora damicornis (cauliflower coral), 1938 nucleotides. Its product is annotated as all-trans-retinol 13,14-reductase. Gene Ontology annotation, molecular function: oxidoreductase activity. NCBI's taxonomy places the organism in Eukaryota, Metazoa, Cnidaria, Anthozoa, Scleractinia, Pocilloporidae. The record is from RefSeq and is a predicted model, not a curated record.